Triplophysa rosa is the source of this 2642-nucleotide messenger RNA. RefSeq names its product TBC1 domain family, member 20 (gene tbc1d20). The record is from RefSeq and is a predicted model, not a curated record. Gene Ontology annotation, cellular component: endoplasmic reticulum membrane. Gene Ontology annotation, biological process: endoplasmic reticulum to Golgi vesicle-mediated transport; positive regulation of GTPase activity. The transcript is spliced from 8 exons. Lineage: Eukaryota; Metazoa; Chordata; Actinopteri; Cypriniformes; Nemacheilidae. Bases 337 to 1542 code for a protein of 401 amino acids. Gene Ontology annotation, molecular function: GTPase activator activity.
CAUAAACGUCACGCAUGAUGCUACAGCUGCAGAUUCUGAAGCGACAUUCGUGAAAUGACCCAAAUGAGAGUCUGAUAUCCCGCUCCGGUUCUGCAGGACACGCGUAUUUACGCCCUUUGAAAUGAGUCAUAUAGAUCGGUGAGAUAGUUUGAUCUAAUGUAGCAUGAGUUUAAACGGCUAACGAGGGCCUGGAUGUGAUGAUGUGGCCUCUUAAAUUAGCUGUCACGCUAAAGUAAAAGUCUAUCGGGUGUUUGUAUGUUGAAUUAAAAUGAUGUAGCCGGAUUAAACGAGUGAAAGCCCGGAGGAAAGGGACAGGCAUUAGCGUUAGGAACGAAUAUGAGGAAAUCACGGAGCGUCGGCGCGUCUUCGCAAUUGAAUGGAUUUGGAAAACAAGAUGCCGAGUCCAGACGGAAGAAGAAGACGGCCGAGAUCGCUCAGGCGCUGAACGUGACGCCUGCGGACGUGGCCACUCUGAGGCGUAUGGCCAUCAGCGAAGGCGGUCUGCUGACCGAUGAGAUCCGCCGUCAGGUUUGGCCCAGGCUGCUCAACGUGUCGGUAGACCAGAUACCUGAAGAGCUAGAAAAGGUAGACCGUGACAAUAACAAGGAUUUCAACCAAGUGCUCCUAGAUGUUCAGCGGUCCCUGCGACGCUUCCCUCCAGGGAUGCCGGACGAGCAGCGUGCGGGUCUUCAGGAAGAGCUGAUCGACAUUAUUCUACAGGUGCUCGUGAAAAACCCUCAGCUGCACUAUUAUCAGGGUUACCAUGACAUCGUGGUGACCUUCCUGCUGGUGUUGGGGGAACGGCUCGCUACUGCCCUGGUGGAGAAACUCUCCACGCAUCAUCUCAGGGACUUUAUGGACCCAACUAUGGACAACACCACACACAUCUUGAACUACCUGAUGCCCAUUAUAGAACGAGUCAACCCCGAAGUUUACGACUUUAUGCAACAGGCUGAAGUCGGCACCAUAUUCGCCCUCAGCUGGCUCAUCACCUGGUUUGGACACGUACUGUCAGAUUUCCGUCACGUCGUUCGGUUAUACGACUUCUUCCUGGCCUGCCAUCCUCUCAUGCCCAUCUAUUUCGCCGCUGUGAUUGUUCUUCACCGUGAGGAGGAGGUGUUGGAAUGUGAGUGUGAUAUGGCCAUGAUGCAUCAUCUUCUGUCUCGAAUCCCAGAAGAUCUGCCGUACGAGACUCUGAUCAGUCGGGCAGGAGAUCUGUUCGUACAGUUUCCUCCAUCCGAGCUGGCCAGAGGGGUCCAUCAGCGCAGUCAGGAAACCGCCGUCUCCACUUUCAAAGACUUUGAGUUGGCGUCCACCCAGCAGCGUCCGGACGUGGUGCUCCGACGGCGAAGAAAAGAGCAGCAGUUACAGCAGCGCACCCUUGAGGCCAAGCACGGUAAAGUCACUGUUGUCCAACCCACGGCGCGACGCUUAAUGAAGCUGGCGGUCAUGGGUCUUACUGUGGCGUUGGGGGCCGCAGCGUUGGCCGUGGUGAACUCGGCUCUUGAAUGGGCCCCUAAACUGGACAUACUCUUCCCUUAAAGAAGCCAAUUAACCACACAGAAUGAUAGCGCAACGUUUGGAAGAGUUUAUAUGAAAGGACCUGUGAAUAUGUCUGCGUUCGUUUGGUUUAUUUGCCUUUUUCUUUCUUUUUUAAGUAUUUAUAUAUGUCACUGAAGUCGGACUAAUAAAUAAUGUGCUCAUAGAAAUUAUAAUCAAACAUGUUGUUUGUCCUUACGAUCGAAGUCUGACAUAUUUUGAGAAAAGCGAAUCGUGAGGCUGUAGACCGAUACUUGGUGGUUGCAGAAUUAUUUUUAGGUAGAUGGUUCGUAAAGACGUUUAACGCUUUAAACAAUGCACUUUAAAAUGUAUGUGCAUAAAAAAACAUUCAAACAAACAUUUAUGUAUAUUGUUUAAAAGUGUAAUCAUACAAACUGAAUGCAACAGUUUACGCAAAAAAUGCAACCGUGUAGGUAAAAGUCAGCUCGCGUUUUAUCGGUUGUUGCGCAAGUUGUUGCAUUCAGUUCAAUGUGCCAUCUUAUGAAGGUUAACGGAUGUUUAACGUAGAAGUUAGUUUUGCUUGCAUUUCUUACGAACAACGAGCCCUAGAAUAUUGAGACCAAAAUAUUUUGUAGAUUUGGCAAUUGAAACUGUUCAGAACCCUUUAAAUGCAGAAAAGUUUGUUUUGUGUAGUAUGUUAGUUACACACAAAUAUAUGCAGUAAAAUGGGAAUGAACACCAAUCUUUUUAUUAUGCUCACAAUUUAUAUGUUCAUGUUUUUGCUUCAUUUUUUCUUAAAACGUCCUUAAUUACAGUUUAUUUUUUAUUUUUAGCAAUGAUGCUUGCUCUUAUAGUCAGUUUUUGUGUAACUCCAGAUAAGAGCGUCUACCACAAUACCACAAAAACAGCAUUUCACUACAGUAACAUCAAGUGGUUCUUUUUCAUGGUCCUUUCGUCUUUGUUAUUUCAUUAAUGUAAAUAUAUUAUUUAAAUAACAUGCCAUCCGCGCAGAACUACUGUUUAUAAACACAUAAUUGCUCAUGCUUUUAUUUUGCACUAAAGAACAUGUUUCUUGCUUGUUGUUUUGCACAGAUUCUUAUGAAUUGUCUUUAAUUGUGUCACAUUUGACCAUGUUGAUUUAA